This is a messenger RNA of Xenopus tropicalis (tropical clawed frog), 1634 nucleotides long. The record is from RefSeq and is a predicted model, not a curated record. Lineage: Eukaryota; Metazoa; Chordata; Amphibia; Anura; Pipidae.
GGAAGCGGCGCACAGUCAGGUACCUCAGUGAUGCGGCGUUAGGCAGGUACCGCAGGCGGUCGAGUCAUGGAAACUAAGGCUUUGGCCACCGGCUUGUGAUACUGCUUGAAGCUGAGCCAACAUGAAUUGGGUUGGGGGCACCAGGAGUAGAAUACUUUAUAAACAUGAAAGAAAAAGGCAGAAGGAUUUUUUUAAAAAACAGAAGCUCAUAUCAAAAAUGGACCGGUCAGGAUCAGCCUGCAAAGAAAACUCAUCUAUCAGUUUAGACCUUCUUAACCUGUACUUUGUAAAUCAGAUAUCCAGGAAAAUGGAAUCAACCAACAAGAAGGUGUUAAACACUGAUAUAAAGAAGCCAGUAGCAUUUCCUCUUUCACAAAAUAUUGCUGAGCUGCCCAUGACACCCACUGCUGUUAAAUCUGCCAUAUGCCUUGAAGACCAUGAAGUCACUUGCCCUAAUAAGAACCGUCUUUGCAUUGACCCUGGGGACAUUUUUGAACAGAAUGAGAUCCCGGAAGUCCCCAGUCAGCUCUUAAGUAUCCUUUCAGACACUGAAAAUAUAAAUAAGUCAUCUUAUGGCUAUGAUAUCCCUGUGUCCCACCAAUGGAAUUCCACAAGCUGCUUUAGUGCAAGUUAUGGUAUGCUAUUACAUAGAAAACAAAAUGAAGAUAUGCCAAGAGAAUCCUCUAAAGACAAAGGUGGCGUUUGGCAAACAGGACAGCCAGGGAUACAAAGACAAUUUGUACAAUGUUCCCCUGAAACAAGUGAAAUGUUUAUUCCAAUUGAAAAAAGAACAAAUAUGUGUAAAUCUGAUAUGUAUGAUGUAUCUAAUUUGCUAAGCGACGUGCCACAUUCUCGUAGUAUUAGAAAGGAAAAUCAGUUGUAUGUCUGUGGAAAAAGCCAUGCCUGGUCUCAGACAGAUAGCACUCAAUAUACAGCUGAAAAACAUGAUGUCUCUGUGCAGUGUGACCUUCUACAGGAACAUAAAUGCUCUGAAUGUUCCACCGGAAAUCACUCUGUAGCAAGUAAUAGAAAACUUGCUAUUAACAUAAUUACCAUUAGGGGGCAGCAAGCUCCAUUAAAUAAGUUACUUUACAUGCCUUAGAACAGAGCUUCGUGGCAGUCAGAAACAUAGGUAUAAAGGAAAAGGCAUAUUAGUGUUUACAAUAAUACAGUCUAUAUAUUAGAUUAGAAAAUAACCCUGUUUUUUUAGAAAGGUAAGAGUUAAUGGUCCAUACAGACUGCCAUAUAAAGCUGGCGGCUUGUAUACAUGGGAAUUAUUACUAAAAUUCCCAGAAGCACAAAGCCACUUAAACAUUGGAAAGCAUAUGUGAAUCUAAAUUGAAAACAAAAAAUCUGUCAGAACUAACAAAAAUAAUCUAAAUGUGUUGCCUUCUAAAAGGACUCCUGUUGUUUUAUUAGUGUUGCAUUAAGUUAAGGUGUAAUGUCUAUUAAUAGCUGUACCUAUGGUAUGAUAGAUAGGAAAUUCUUUAGAAAAGUAUUUUCUAAAUAUUUAUGAUACACCAUUUAUGUUCAGUCAAUAAAAGGGAAAAGCCCAACCCCACAUUUUCUCCUUGUCUAAAUAGAGGAGAAUUUAAACCAUAUUAAAAAAAAAAAUAAAGUUUUGCAUUAAGUAA